Zingiber officinale is the source of this 1319-nucleotide messenger RNA. Its product is annotated as pyrrolidone-carboxylate peptidase-like. Gene Ontology annotation, molecular function: pyroglutamyl-peptidase activity. NCBI's taxonomy places the organism in Eukaryota, Viridiplantae, Streptophyta, Magnoliopsida, Zingiberales, Zingiberaceae. Gene Ontology annotation, cellular component: cytosol. The transcript is spliced from 5 exons. Bases 375 to 1034 code for a protein of 219 amino acids. Gene Ontology annotation, biological process: proteolysis. The record is from RefSeq and is a predicted model, not a curated record.
AACAACCACGUCACAUUGACAACAACACGCCACAUCUCAUCUAAUCUCAUCUCGGCGUCCCUUUGAUCUCUUCCCCAAUCCCUAGGUGCUUCUUCCUCGUAGACGUCUCCCGCCUCUCCUCGUCUUCCUCCCUUACUUUCCCUUCUACAGCAGCCGUUCCUCUUCUUCAGAGGAAGCUUAGUUUGUACAAGCAAUCAAAUUCAUUGCUUUUGUGUUCUUGCGGUCAAAGGUGAGGACUUUACUUCAGUGGUUCGGUGAUUGAUCAUCGGUGGUCAAAGUUGGGAAGGUAGUUAAUCCGUGCAAUCAGGUAUUUUCAUCUACCGGCAGAAGAAUAAAGACGUCAUUAAUCCACCUUAACCACGAGAUUACUGGAAAUGGGUUCUGAAGGGCCUUCAGUUGUAGUUGUUCACGUCACUGGAUUUAAGAAAUUUCAUGGUGUGUCUGAGAAUCCCACUGAAACUAUUAUCAGAAACCUGAAGGGGUUUAUGCAAAAGAAAGGAUUACCUGAAGGUCUUGUUCUUCGUAGUUGUAAUGUUCUUGAAACAGCAGGAGAGGGCGCGCUUCCUGAACUUCUGGAUUUUUUUCAGCAUGCUGUGUCUUGUAAAGAAAAUGAAAGUGUGAAUAGGGAGCAAACCAUCUUGCUGCAUCUUGGAGUAAAUAGUGGUGCUAUGAGGUUCGCUAUUGAGAAUCAAGCAGUAAAUGAAGCUACUUUUCGCUGUCAAGAUGAGAAGGGAUGGAAACCUCAGAGAGUUCCAGUUGCACCUUCUGAUGGAAGCAUCUCAACAGUCCGAGAGACUACUCUUCCCGUCAAUGAAAUAGUCAAGGCCUUGUCAAACAUGGGAUAUGACGUUAUGCCUUCCGAUGAUGCUGGUCGAUUCGUAUGCAAUUUCGUGUACUAUCAUUCUCUCAGGUUUGCAGAACAAAAUAGAAUGAAAUCACUGUUUGUCCAUGUUCCUCUCUUCUUGGCAAUAGAUGAGGAAACCCAGAUGGAGUUUGUUGCUUCCCUCUUGAAAGUGCUUGCCUCGCUGAACUAGCGGUGUCACUAGUAUUUGAAACCUUUUGGCAUGUCAAAGUGACUUGAUCAGUUAUCUCAAAUGGCCGUGCCAAUUAAAUAAGAUAAAUCCUAGGGGCUUGAAUUGCUAUGUGGCUUUGUUCUGUGCGUAUGAAAAUAUCGUAUGAAAUCAAUGAACGCUCAAAAGAAGUGUUGGGUUAUAGCCGAGUUCAUGGUAUGAUCUUGCUGUUAUGACAUGAACCAUGUAUUCCCUGCAAUAAAUCUUAAAGAGUUUGUCAAAUGGUAGACAAUUCUCUUUCUGAUAUUA